AAUAAUGCCACUUAGCAAUUCAAGUAGAAAAUGGGAUCUGCAGACACAGAAACAAAGCAAAGAAUCGAAAUGGAAAAGAAUGGGAAGAGAGUGGUGAUCCUAGGAGGCGGCAUUGCGGGUUCCCUCGUCGCCAAAAAUCUCCAAUUUCAUGCGCAUGUCACCCUCGUUGAUCCGAAGGAAUAUUUUGAGAUUACAUGGGCAUGUUUGAGGUCAAUGGUUGAGCCACCUUUUGCUGAGAGGACGGUGAUCAACCAUGGAGAUUACCUUACCAAUGGUGACAUUGUUAUAUCACACGCGGUCGAUGUCACGGAAACUGAAGUUUUGACUGCAGAUGGCCAUCGAAUUGGCUAUGACUAUCUUGUUAUUGCCACUGGCCAUGCAGAUCGUGUCCCAAAAAGCAGAAGUGAUAGACUUAAACAGUUCAGAGAAGACAAUCAAAAGAUAAAAGCUGCUCAUUCCAUUCUGAUUGUUGGAGGAGGUCCCACUGGUGUGGAACUUGCUGCAGAGAUAGCUGUUGAUUUUCCGGAUAAGAUAGUUACACUAGUGCACAGAGGAUCAAGGCUGCUGGAGUUCAUAGGGACAAAAGCUGCGGACAAGACUCUAAAUUGGUUGAAAUCAAAGAAUGUUAGAGUGAAAUUUCAGCAAUCAGUUGACUUGAGUGCAUUCACUGAUGGACAGAAGAUGUAUCAAACUUCAAAUGGAGAAACGAUUGAGGCUGAUUGUCAUUUCUUAUGCAUAGGGAAACCACUUGCUUCGGCAUGGCUUAAGGAAACUGUGUUGAAGAAUGACUUGGAUGCUCAAGGAAGGAUUAAAGUAGAUGAAAAAUUGAGAGUCAAGGGUCGGAGCAAUAUCUUUGCAAUUGGAGAUAUUACAGAUAUUCCAGAAAUCAAGCAAGGGUUUUUGGCACAGCAGCAGGCUGAUGUGGUUGUCAAGAACUUGAAGGUGAUGAUAGAGGGAGGAAGAGAAUGUAGAUUGGAUACUUACAAGCCACAUUCAACAGUGGCAAUAGUUUCACUUGGGAGGAAAGACGCAGUGGCACAGUUCCCAUUCUUGACAAUUAUAGGAAGAAUUCCUGGAUUAAUCAAAUCUGGAGAUUUGUUUGUUGGUAAAACAAGAAAACAAAUGGGACUCAAUCCUGAUAUUGUACAUGCUUGACUCGAUACUGUGCAUAUAUAAAUUACAAAAUCAACCUGUUUCAUAGUUUGUGUGGUAUAUUGGUGUAUUUUCAGUUGGUUCUUCCUAUAAAGAAUACGUUUGUACCAUAUAUAUAAUAUCUUUAUGCUUAAGUGGUGUUUCUUGAAAUCAUGAAAUGUAAUUGUGAUUUAGAAGCAGGAUACUGAUGUUACCAUGGGAACAUUGUAUCAUUGACUUAUAUGGUUUGAUAGAAUUGAUUGGAUGCUUUGUUGGUUUGUCUG
Messenger RNA from Cajanus cajan (pigeon pea), 1415 nucleotides. RefSeq lists its product as uncharacterized. NCBI's taxonomy places the organism in Eukaryota, Viridiplantae, Streptophyta, Magnoliopsida, Fabales, Fabaceae. The record is from RefSeq and is a predicted model, not a curated record. Gene Ontology annotation, molecular function: electron-transferring-flavoprotein dehydrogenase activity; flavin adenine dinucleotide binding. Gene Ontology annotation, cellular component: cytoplasm.